UGCGGGCGCCCGGGGAUGCCCGGGGCUGGGGCUGGGGCCGGGGCCGGGGCCGGGGCCGCGGCUGCGGAGGAGGGCGGGGGCCCCGAGGCCGCGCGGGAGCCGGCGCGGCUCUGCGGCUACCUGCAGAAGCUGUCGGGCAAGGGCCCCCUGCGCGGCUACCGCAGCCGCUGGUUUGUGUUCGACCCGCGCCGCUGCUACCUCUACUACUUCAAGAGUCCGCAGGACGCGCUGCCCCUCGGCCACCUGGACAUCGCCGACGCCUGCUUCAGCUACCAGGGGCCGGACGAGCCUCCCGCCGCCGGGGCCGCCGCCGCGGGGCCCGCCUCGGCCGGGAGCGCCGACGAGCCGCCCGCCGCGCUCUUCCAGGUGCACAGCGGAGGAGGCGUCACGGUGCUCAAGGCUCCUAACCGUCAACUCAUGACGUACUGGUUACAAGAACUGCAGCAGAAGAGAUGGGAAUAUUGCAACAGUCUCGAUACUGUGACGGACAGCAGGACCUUCCCAAAUGCUGGUGACUUUUCCAAAGGUCUUGUUGCCAAAGAUAACACAGAUGUAAUUCUCCUGCCUCCAAAUGCCUCUGCAGAGAAAGCCAGAAACGUCCUUUCUGUGGAAGCUGCCCCUGGAGAGCUGGUGGGAGAACAGGCCGCCAGCCAGCCAGCCCCGGCUCAUCCAAGUUCCAGCAAUUUUUCCCUAAAGCAGUGGGGCACUGACAUCAAAAAUUCAAUGUCUUCAUUUCGACCUGGGAGAGGAAAUAAUGACAGCCGGAAGAGUGUGUUUUAUACCAACGAAGAGUGGGAAUUUAUCGACCCCAAUCCAAAGGAUUUAGAGGAGUCAGUGGUUCACGAGCAAAUGAAGAAGCAAAGCUCAGAGGGAAACAAAGGAGUGACUGGCUCCGCAUUCCCCUUUGAUUUUGGCCGUAUUCCCUAUAAAGGAAAGCGACCUUUGAGAGAGAUGAUUGGGUCACACAAAAACCGACAUAGCAGUGGUGAUGCUCCCGUUGAAUGGACUUCAGGCAAUGGCAGUAAAUCGGCUUCUGAAGUGCACCUGAAGCUUCAGAACCAGCAGGAAGAACUGGAAAGACUGAAGAAGGAGCUCUCCAGCCAGAAGGAACUCGUACGACUUUUGCAGCAGACGGUCAGGUCAUCGCAGUAUGAUAAGUAUUUCACUGGCAGCCAUCUUUGUGAUGGAGUCCCAAAAGAGAAACUUGAGCUUCUGCACCAAAAGGAUGAUCAGAUCUUAGGCCUCAGCAGCCAGCUGGAAAAGUUCAGUCUGGAGAAAGACAGUCUCCAGCAGGAAGUCAAGAACUUGAAGUGCAAAGUGGGCGAGCUCAAUGAACAGCUGGGUAUGUUAGUAGAGACCAUCCAAGCCAAAGAUGAAGUGAUCAUGAAACUCUCCAGACAGCUCAGUGAAUGUGAAGGGAAUGCGUCUUCCCAAGCACUCGGCACAGCCACAUCCUCCUCUGUUAACAAAGACCUCCAGGAGCUCGACAGACUGAAAGACAGUCUUCAAGGGUAUAAGACACAGAAUAAAUUUCUGAAUAAAGAGAUUUUGGAACUCUCAACUCUUCGAAGAAAUGCAGAAAGACGAGAGAAGGAUUUAAUGGUUAAGUAUUCUAGCCUGGAAGCCAAGCUGUGUCAAAUAGAAAGCAAGUAUUUGAUUUUGCUUCAAGAAAUGAAGAAUCCCGUGUGCUCUGAAGAGCAGGGGCCUGCCCGGGACGUCAUAGCCCGGCUCCUGGAAGAUGCUUUGCAGGUGGAAGGCCCAGAGCAGCCUGAGCAAGCUUUCAUCAAACCACAUCUUGUCAGUGAAUAUGACAUUUACGGAUUUCGGACGGUCCCUGAGGAUGAUGAAGAAGAGAAGUUGGUUGCUAAGGUACGGGCGCUGGACCUGAAGACUCUGGCUCUCACGGAAAAUCAGGAGAUUUCCACUGGGGUCAAGUGGGAAAAUUAUUUCGCCAGCACCAUGAACCGAGAGAUGAUUUGCUCUCCCGAGCUGAAAAACCUUAUCCGCACUGGGAUUCCCCACGAGCAUCGUUCCAAGAUAUGGAAGUGGUGCGUUGACCUCCACACAAAGAAGUUCAAGGACCGAGCCGAGCCCAGCUACUUCCAGACCCUGCUCCAGAAUGCUCUGGAGAAGCAGAACCCGGCUUCGAAGCAGAUCGAGCUGGACCUCUUAAGAACGCUGCCAAAUAACAAACAUUACUCUUGUCCCACUUCAGAAGGCAUUCAGAAGUUGCGGAAUGUCCUGUUGGCCUUUUCAUGGAGAAACCCCGAUAUAGGAUACUGCCAAGGUUUAAACAGGUUGGCCGCAGUCGCUCUCCUCUACUUGGACCAAGAAGACGCCUUCUGGUGUCUCGUUACCAUCGUGGAAGUUUUCAUGCCCCGAGAUUAUUACACAAAGACUCUCCUGGGAUCACAGGUUGACCAGCGAGUUUUCAAGGAUCUCAUGAGUGAGAAGCUGCCACGGUUACAUGCCCACUUUGAACAGCACAAAGUUGACUAUACUCUCAUCACAUUCAACUGGUUCCUGGUGAUAUUUGUGGACAGUGUUGUUAGUGACAUCCUCUUUAAAAUUUGGGACUCUUUCCUUUAUGAAGGACCAAAGGUCAUUUUCCGCUUUGCUUUGGCACUUUUUAAGUACAAAGAAGAAGCGAUUCUGAAGUUACACGAUCCGAUGGCCAUAUUCAAGUGUCUGCGGCACUUCACUCGCACGGUUCUCGAUGCUAGGAAGCUGAUCAGUAUUGCUUUCAGUGACCUGAAUCCCUUCCCCCUGCGGCCCAUCCGGAAUCGGAGGAGCUACCACCUGGAGAAGGUGCGCCUGGAGCUCACGGAGCUGGAGGCCAUCCGGGAGGACUUCGUGAGGGAGCGAGACACGGACCCCGACAAGCGCGACCUCAUCAGUGAUGACGACGAGGACAGCUGAGCGGAGCCUCGCCCCCCACGUAUCAUGACCAAAGCGAGUUGAGCAGACUGCGCCCAGGCCGGUCCGUUCUUUGAAACAGAGAAUGUAAAAUGUCAGCGUUUGGAAGUCUGCUGGACACAUUUUCAAACGUGACAGCCUUUCUUAAUGCCUGAGUUAGAAUCCCACUCACUUGUUUACAGCCAUUUUCACGCAGUCGUGUAUCAGUUGUGUGUGAAGUUAGAAAAAUUUUUGUCCGUGGCUCGGCAGGCCCGGCAGCGUGUGCACGCUUAGAGCUAUCAUUCCCUCCUCAGACCUGACCUUGCUUGACUCCUCAGCCCCUGGCAAGGCCUCAGCUCAUAGAUAGUCGUUCUGUAGCUGAAGCAGUCUCCAUAUGGAGCAUUUCUGGGGGAUGGAUGCCCGACCUUCCUGACCAGGGUUGUCUGGCAUCUGCUGCAUGGGGGCCAAGCAGCAGAAGGUGCUCUUGAAAGAGGGCAUCCCCCCCCUUUCUGAAGUGCUGUCAUCGAAAUGCUUUUUUCUACACUCAUGUAAAGCCACAGUGAAAAUGCCCCGUGCAACCCUGUGUUUGCAUUUCUCCUUGUCCUUCCACAGGCAUCUUCCCAAACAGGAAUUCAGAAACAAUUUUAGGACUUUGGAACCCUCCACAUACACACUUCUCCCUAAUUCUCAUCCGUAGUAUUUGCCAGUCAUAUUUAUGGUAGGUGCAGAGAGUAAUGGGGCUGCCAUCUUUGAUGGCAUUCAGCUUGUUAGAAUAUAUGUAUCGUAUGUAUCAUAUGUAUGGCAAAUCUCUAUGCUAUGGAGCCAGUACCCAUGGCAGUCAUGGAGUGAUUUGGGGGAGGGGGCUUUACAGUAGAUCUCUUGGCAAAACUCUUUGAUCAGUAUAAGAUUUUACUUCCCAAAGAGGGAAAAAAACCACAUCACACAAACGAGCACAGCUUGGACAUUGACCAGGGAUGCCAGAUGGGUCAAGUGUAGCCAUGUUUCCUCAGUGCCUGGGAAGGCUGAGUGCCCCCCACCUUCAGUUUUUCUCAGAAGUUUCUGUCCCAAGAAAACAAACUGCUUUGGCUCCAGGUGAGUUUUCUUGCAUUCCCUAAUUCAAGCGCCCCUUCUGGGAAUGGGAGGAGGUUUCCAGCACUGCCCUGGCUCUCCAUGUUGUCAGGGUGAAUGGCCCCAUUGGUCCCUGGUUAGUCUUAGAGCAUUUCCUUUGUGAGAAUCUGGAGAAAGGUCUCUCCCAGAGAACCACAUUUUCCUUAAUGUUAGCGAUCAUCUUUGGCCACUUGUCAGCCGGUGGCCAGCUGUUUACAAGGGUGUCCUCCCAGCUGUCAGUGUGCCCUGGGAUGCUGCUUGAUAGUAAAGUGGCUGCCAUCUGUUCUAAUCAAAUCAGAAUGUGGGAGGGCCUUUGUUCUGGGAGACUCCCUGUAGUUUCUAGUAGUAAAUAUGUCCAUUUUGGGUUUAGACAGACUCUAGUUGGAGGAAAUUGUUUUGCGCUUAAUACCAUGGUUCCACUCUAAUUCAUAGACAUUGUAAGGAACAUUUUUAAAAACUGAGAUAUGAAAUUAUAUUUUUUCCAAAGUCCCUACCUUGGAUGAAGACUUCUAGAAAUAAUGAUGUGUGUUCUGUGGACACUAACUUUAAAAUUUGUUCAGUGAUUUCUAGAAAUUCUGUUUUAUAAUCAAGUUUAUUUUUUAAAAAAUGUUUUGUAUUUCCACUCAUUUUUUUAGUUGUCCUAUAAGUUGAGGCUCAGUUUAAUCUUUCUGAUGUUAGAAUUUGGAGUGUUCUUCUUUUGAGGAGGCCAAGCUCUGUAGUGAGCUGUACCUGUAAUAUAAUAGUCUUAUUUCCUAUUCAGAUACUAAAUUCCAUGUGAAAUACAUUCUAAAAUUUAUCCCUGACUGGGAUGGGGAAGGAUGGGUGUAGCUGGAGUUAGCAGAGCACAUGCUUCUUUGGAACUCGGUGGAAAGUCGAGCCUUGCGUUACAAGCCAAUCUGGGACUUCCCCAGCCACUGAUGCACACUGAGCAGUCGCUGACCUCUGCCCUAUGAAGUGAUGGUUCUUAACUUGGGAAACUCCAGAGCGGGAGUUUCCUCAUCUCUGGCAGAUCCAUUGGGGUUAACUUCUCACAAGAUUCUGUUUUUAGAAACAGAUCUUGCAGUUGCUGUUUGAAAGUGAUUCAAGAAAGUUUCUAAAGAGGACAACUGCCACAUGUGGGCUGAAUUUGUAAACUCAGCCCUUUCUUUCUUUCCUUUUUUUUUUUUCUCCCGGUGAGGCAGUUGGGAUUAAAUGACUUGCCUAGGGUCACACAGCUA
Molecule: messenger RNA, 5219 nt
Organism: Phascolarctos cinereus (koala)
Lineage: Eukaryota; Metazoa; Chordata; Mammalia; Diprotodontia; Phascolarctidae
Gene: TBC1D2B
Product: TBC1 domain family member 2B
Biological process (GO): regulation of GTPase activity
Molecular function (GO): GTPase activator activity; small GTPase binding
Source: RefSeq, a predicted model, not a curated record